AAGCUGAAAAACAAAGGCAGACACAGAUCCAAACCAAAAUCUCUGAAGUAGAAGCAGACCAAAAUGGCGCAAGAAGCAAGGCUUAAACUGCGAAUGCAAAAGGAGAUCAAGCUUCUCCUUGACGACCCUCCUCACGGCGCUUCCUUCCCUUUUCUCUCCUCACAAUCUGAUAUCACCGAUCUGUCCUCCAUCGACGCCCAAAUAGAAGGUCCUGACGAAACUGUAUAUAGCAAAGGAAUCUUCAAGAUUAAGAUUCAGAUACCUGAAAGGUAUCCGCUUCAGCCUCCGAUUGUGACCUUUGCGACGCCUAUUUAUCACCCGAACAUCGAUAAUGGAGGUCGAAUUUGCCUUGACAUCCUCAAUCUUCCACCCAAGGGGGCAUGGCAACCGUCGUUGAACAUUUCAACAGUGCUUACAAGUAUAAGGCUAUUGCUCAGUGAACCAAAUCCUGAUGAUGGCCUAAUGUGUGAAGCGAGUAGGGAAUACAAAUACAAUAGACAAGCUUUUGACUAUAAAGCACGAUCAAUGACUGAGAAAUAUGCCACGGGUGGAGCUGGAGAAAGCAGUUGUAGCAAUCAAUGCACUGAAACUAAAGCAGAUUCAACGCCGGUGGAAGUUCAAGGAUUGGACCAGGAAGCAAACCAUGGUGCUGAGGAGUUUAAUACUAGCCAUAAAAGAUCACAUGGCAUUAGCCAGAAGUUUUCACUAGAGUCUACCAUCUCAAACAAGAAAAAAACUGCCGAUCUGAAGGUGCCGAAUCAUUAUUUAUUUCUCUCAGUACCGAUAAAUCCGACGGAAAGUAAGCGAAAAUGGGAGAAGGAAAAUGAUGACUUUGAUAACAAGGAGAAUGUGGAUCCAAAUUACUUAUCGUCACUCUUCCAACAUCAGGCUUCUUCUGGACCAUCAUUCUCUCAGGUUAACGGCAAUCAACAACAUGAGCAGGACAAAGAAGGCAAUUCAGGAAACAGCAGCACAAAGAGGAGCUCAAAACUUUGUCAAAUGCAGAAACAACCAUUUGGGUCUAGGGAACCAAUGCAAACAUGUGAAAACACGGAAGUGUUCGGGACCCAAAACAUCUCUGCGAAUCAAAAACCAGAGAAGCUCAGUUCUGUAGGUAAGAAGCUUUCACUGGGACUGAAAGGCUUAUCACAUAGACAACAUGUGGUUAACAAAGAGAAUGUGAUGCCAGUAGAGAACUUGCCACAUUCAAAUCCCCAAACUCCUGGAAAAAAUGGGCUCGGUCGUAAGCCACCUCUAGCUCCUUCGAACCAACAAUUGCAACAGGGCUUGGAACCUAACCAGAAGAAGCAGCCUCAUCAAGCUGCUAAAAGUAUGCAAACUGAUGUGGAGGAAGAAGAAUCUUCGAUAUCUGAAAAUGUAGUUGUUCUAGAUAGUGAAGAAAGCGAGAGGGAAGAGAAGAGUGCCCCAUUGAGGACGAGAAGGCCACUAGCAGCACGGAAGCGCCUUGGGAAGUGGAGGUUUUAAGGCUUGAAUCAAAUUAGUUAUACAGUUUCCAAUCCAUUAGCAAUUUCUCUAGGUUUAGGUUUAUUUGAAUAGACGC
Molecule: messenger RNA, 1561 nt
Organism: Hibiscus syriacus
Lineage: Eukaryota; Viridiplantae; Streptophyta; Magnoliopsida; Malvales; Malvaceae
Product: probable ubiquitin-conjugating enzyme E2 37
Exons: 6
Coding region: 64-1485 (473 amino acids)
Biological process (GO): protein polyubiquitination; DNA damage response
Cellular component (GO): nucleus
Molecular function (GO): ubiquitin conjugating enzyme activity
Source: RefSeq, a predicted model, not a curated record